This is a messenger RNA of Neurospora crassa OR74A, 1298 nucleotides long. RefSeq lists its product as hypothetical. The transcript has a single exon. Lineage: Eukaryota; Fungi; Ascomycota; Sordariomycetes; Sordariales; Sordariaceae. Bases 1 to 1197 code for a protein of 398 amino acids. The record is from RefSeq and is a predicted model, not a curated record.
AUGCGAAGUAAACACCAGGCUGACCCAGGCUUUUGCCUCGCGUCAAGCUUCGGUACUCUUGCCUGUUGGGCAUGCUUGGACUGCAAGGUUUCCUCGACUUGGCCUUCCCAACCUGAACUUGCAACCAUUCACAGGGCCAUUUUGGGCCUUGGAAGGGCAGACCAAGGCUCAUCAAGGUCGACCUUGAUCUGUCCAUUCACUCUUCUCAAGGGUGCGCUCUCCUCGCAUUCCAUAAUAUUUUUUUUUACUCCUGAAAUGAUCACUGGGGAAGUUUUUGUCGUUCACACCUCCCAAACCUGCAUGCGAACCACAAGUCUCAACAUCAAGCCAAUCACCAAGAUGUCCGACAAACGACCUCUACCCGAGACCCCUCGGCCCUCCAAUAGCGGUAAUGCACGCAUCACCGACUACUUCAAGUCAAUCGAACGAACUGGGAAUGAUAGAAAGUCCAAGAGAGAGCUCGGAGAUGAAGAAGUUGAUCGACCGACGAAGAGAUUCAAACAAAGCGACGAUGGACAUGCCAGCAGUAUCAAAACGGCCCGAUCCCAGAUCAAGGUCGACAACCCGAAGACCAGAAAGCCGGCGUCUGCUCGUCUUCUAGACGAGACUGACGGCGGACUCCACGAUAGCCUUGUCGGCCGCAGGGAUUUUCUUGAGGAAGAAAGGGUGGAAGACAAAAUGAGGCCUCGAAACGCCAACAUCGAGCGCGGCGGUGUGACGAUCGACGCUGAUGACACUGCUAGGCUGCGCCGGCCCAAAGCACCAUCGCCUCGACUUUCCAUCCCACGAUCGAAGAAGAAGUUUUCGAGUGCCCGACUUUUGGACGAGACCGACGGGGGUCUCAACGCCGUUCUUACUGGCCGAUUCGAGACCACGCGAUAUGAGGAGCCCAUGACCGGGGAAGAUGCGGAAAACCCCAACCACACUUCAAAGCACAAUGGCUUGAUCGGCGAACCAACAACGACCGAAAACAACAACAUUGACGCCACUCCGAGAGGCCGUCUCAGGAGGCCUUCGCCUCAACGUCCUCCUACGACCCCCCAACGCCAUAGCAACCAGCGUCGGGAAGAACAAAACUCGAGUCCAAUGUACCCAAACGACAGCCCUUCAUCAUUCCUUCUUCCGAGUCCCGUCGUUGAUUUGCCCGCACCGGAAUCGUCUCCCGUGUCCUUCCCUUCUUCCCCGUUGACGCAGUAAGAAGGUACUUGGCAGCUCGUCCUUGCUCCAUGAUGAAGCACUUACCCAGUUUCAAAGAUUACAACGACAGGAGCGGCAGCGAAUGGAAAGCAGAACUUCAG